GAGAUCACGUGACGCGGCACCCACUUCCUCAGUGUAAAUAUUGGUGGUCACAGGCCAGUGUUAUGUUUCUCUUCAUCUGUGUUUAACUAUCCUUACAACACAAUGUGACGGUUUAACCUUAACACGGAGCUUCAGUGCGACCGCAAGUGGGAAAUUACAACAGUGUCCUAGAAGCUCUGAGGUAACAACAACAACAACACGCUUCUGCUUCUGGCCAUUUGUGUUUGCUGUAAAUCUGUAUUUUUAAUAACGCUGUUCAGCUGUGUUUACGUGUUAAUGCAUCUGUGUUAACUGUGUGCUCCAGGAUUUAUACGCUUUGUGGGAAUGGGUCCCAUCUCCUGUUGGUCUAAAUGGAGAAUAAAGGGAGCGACGAGGUGGAAAAAUUGAAGACAAAGUUCUUGUCAGCGUGGCACAAUGUGAAGUACAGUAAGUUUUUUUGCUCCAGGCUAGUACACACAAACACACACACACAAACACACACCAGUCCUCUGUAUUCACUUAGUGCCUGAUGCUUUUAUGCAGCCUUUUAGUGCUAUGUUGUUUAUCCAAAUUUUCCUAGUCAACAAAGAUUUACUUCUUGCAUAUUUACUUGUAAGACUGAUCAAUAAUACCAGGAAAGAGCAUAAACAAGAACACAUAAUCCUCUGAGACAUCAGCCGUCUGCAGUUGAGUCAGCCCUCAAAAUAGGACUUUGUCAUAUUAUCCACACUGAUAACGCUUUUGUGUGUAAGAUUGUGGUCUUUAAAGCCACUCAGGCUUAAGUUUUUCUUGUGUUUCUGUUAAUGUCUAAAACAAUACAAUGCCUGUUUGUGUCACAGGACCUAAAGCAAAACUGAAAACUGUCAAAAUAUGGAUCAUGAGUAAAGUCAAUGCUGUUAAGUGGUGGGUAAAUAAGAAUGUUUGGAGUUGUCUUUCUUGCCAAAUAGCCUUAAAAUGUUGUCUUUCUGUGUUUUAGGUUGGGCUCUGAAAUUGAAGACCUCAUUCAGUAGGAAUUCUCCAGUGUUUCUUCUUGGGAAAUGUUACCACUUCAAGGUUGAAGGUAAGGUUUAAAUUUUUUAUUUAUUCUUUUCUUACCUAUAGGUUUUAUCAUACAAGCACAUAAAUGCAGUUCAUAAAAGUUACACUAGAAUAGAUGUGGGCAUUUUAAGGCCCGUGGGCCACAUUCAGCCCUUUGGAUGUCCCUGCCCGGCCCUUUGUGAGGUCCAUCAAUCAAAUCAUCAACAUGCUAUACAAGUGUGUUGCUUUUAUUUUAAAACACCUAGCCAUUGUUUUAUUUCUGUUUGGACGCACAUGCGUACAUCCUACAUCUGCAUUCGUGAACAGAGACAAGUUUAAACAUCGGCAAAACAUUCGUAGAUGCCUUAUAGUUGCCAAGUUCGCUUAUUAUAAAAGACUUCAACCUUGUUUCUCUCAGAUGCUUGUAAAAUUUGUGAGUCGCAGGUGCGCUUUUUGUUUUGGGCUUGUUUUUAACUUGUAGUUGCUUAUUUGGGCUUGCUUUUCUGUAUGUGUGAAGUGAUUGUUGGUUCGGCCCUUCAACGCAGUUCAGGUUUCUCAUGUGGCCCCAUGUAAAAAUUAAUUGCCCACCCUUGCACUAGAGUGAUCAGAUGUAAUAUUUUUUGUACACACAGCUGUACAUUUACCAAUAUUCUGCAUAAGGUCUAAAGAUCAACUCAUAUUAUGCAGUAGGUGUGGAAAAAGUGACGGCUUGCCUCCCUCAAAUCUUUCCAGACUUAAAAAACAACCAAAUCUCACAACGUCUGGAAAAUGAGGGUUGUAAUUUAAAUCCUUCAAAGUUAGAAUUGAGUAUAAGUAGAUGGAAAUAUUGCACACAGUUAUCCCAUAGAGUUACAAUGCAGCACUUCUUUGAUCAACAAUAAAGGUACAGUGUGUAGAAACAGGAUUUUCAGUAAUAUCUAGUGAUUAGGUUAUAAAUUGAAGCUUUCCUUUGCUCACCCCUCCCAUCAGUAAAGGGACAGUGCCCUUCCAGGAAACAAGCUCCUGUAAUGUAUAAAAAGUAUAAUCCUCCAAAUUAAGAUGAUUAUACACUAAUCACUUCCAAAGAAAAACAAAACUUACAAAUACAUUAUUCCAUUUCUAAGAAGACUUUUCCACUAAAUUCAGCUUUUACUCAAACUUCACCUUUAACAUUCCCAAAGACUUGACAUUCUGGUGAAAGAGUAUCAGCAAGUCCUGAUCAGAUCAUUUGUUUCCCUCAGAUGAAGAGGGUCUCAUGGACCCCUGCGACGAAACUUCAGAGGAGGACUUUAUCCUGGGGAAUGUGGAGGAUUUCCGCAAAGAUUUUACAUCCAGGAUCUGGCUCACCUACAGGGAGGAGUUCCCUCCUAUGCCCGGCUCCACCCUGACCUCCGACUGCGGCUGGGGCUGCAUGCUGAGAGCUGGCCAGAUGAUGCUGGCUCAGGCUCUGAUGCUGCAUUUCAUGGGCAGAGGUGAGUGGGAUAACGGUACAACACCACACUUGAGUUACAGUAAGGUCAUUUAAUGUGGAAUAACAAGAUAUAAGAACAGUGUAGUGACUAUGCCAAGAGAAAGGCUUCAUUCUUUUUGGUUGUGUUAUUUUCUCUAGAAAUUAAUCUGAGGGGUGAUGAGAUUAUUAAUGGGAUAGCCAUGCCUUAGCUCUGCAACAUUUUUCCACUUAUAAAGAGAUUAAACAAACUGAGUUUGCCCCAUAGAAACUUUAGAGAUUAGUGACUCCAGGAAUACUUAGGUUUAGAUAAAGUCCUGAGUCUUUAUUGUGCAGAGGGUAAUAGUUUUGCAGUACUUGGACUAAGUGGCCACUCCUGGUCACUGCUUUUUUUGUUUAAUAUAGCUUUGAGGAGUUUUUUGACAUGAAUGAAAUCGACUUAAAAUCACAAUGAAAGCCCUUUGAUGAUACCCAAAAGCAAACAAGACCAUCAGCGACAUGAUGGGUUACUUUGAUAUCCUAAUUUUUAAUGCUUGAAACCAGUGGAAAGAGGUGUCGGCCAAACAGCUAAAGAAAGAGCCCUGUGUUGUGAAAUUCUACAUAAAAUAUUCAUUACACGAUACAUUUGACAGUCAAAAAUCAGCAGGAAGAGAUUUCCUUAUCUCGUGAGAAAAACAGGAGAGGGCAUGUGAUAAAAUAGAGCCAUGCAGCAGCAGACAUGUUUGUCUUUUCCUUAUGAUGCUUUAGACCAGGCGCUCCUACACCUUUAGACCAGUGAAUCCCAAAGUAAUAGUGUUAGAGAGUGGUGACCGUACUGUAGGGACCUCUGCUUGAGAUUACAGUAAAAACACAAACAACAACAAUCUUUUUAGACCUUGGAAAGUAUUUCUGAGGAAACCCAGCCAUAGUGGAGGAUUUUCUUGCAGAUUUGUCAUGUUCCAAGGCUUUUGAAAUAGCAGUACGUUAAUAAUAAUAGGUUCUUAUUGGCACGUGUAGAAGUGCCUAAAAAUGGAAGCUGCUGAUGUGGCAUAUUUUGAAAAGUACUGCUUACACUCUGCAGCUUUAGAUGUUCAGUUUGAAGGGUGAUAUAAGAAAAACAUUGAGCAUAACUAAAGGGAAAUAAUGUUUAGUAAUGAUGCCAAAAAUGGAGGUAGCAUUAAGUGUGAUGGGUUCAAGUUGUCAUCAAGUUACAAGUCCUCUGAGUCUGUGUUCUCUUUCAGUUCAGUGUCUAUAUCACAAGCUGGCAGGCAGAGUUAUGGCCAGGAAUGAGAUUUUUCACUUUUUCAGCCUUUUGAAAGUUAAAGUAGUUGAUUAAAACCAUUUAAUAAAAUGAGUGAAUUCCUCAUUAAUUGGUCAGCUCUAUUGUCUGUGAAGUGCUCUGGUUUUUAUGGGUCCACAUAAUGAGGAGACUGCCAGUUUAAUGCAGUCAUUUAGAAAACAAUAUUUAAAACUUGUUCUUCUGUCAAAUCUAAAAUAUGUCACUGAUGAAAUAUUUCUAGAUAAAAUGACGAAUGGCCACUUAAGAAUAUUUAUUGAUCAAUUUCAGUCUGAUUCUCUUUAGAUCAAGGUCAUUUUGUUAAUGCCUUACACUCUAAUCUCGCUCAUUUUAUAGCUGGGGUAACUCCCUCUCUCUCCGCCUUCAGCUCCCACCCUGUUUGUAAGGUUAGAGACAGUUAAAGUGAAAUACUGGGACACUCAAACUUAUAAUUGAACAAAAAGACACCUUUUCUGUUAAUGAAUAGCACAAGGUUCCGUCUGUUUAAGGUGAAAAAAAAAAACUUUAAUAUAACGAGUUUUGAAAGACGUCUGUUCUCAGGGCUCAACCUCUAGAAGGAACUUGAUGCCCUGAAGGCUCAAAAUAAAAAAGUAUACGUUUGAAUAAAUAAGAGGGUUACGUUUUCAUGAGUGCAGGUCUUUGUGCGUUUGCCGUGACCAUAGGGCUGAGCUGAGCAAGCUGCUGUUUUUCAAAAAACCCUGAUGUAAAAUCUUACUUUUAGACUCUGACCACAGCUGAUGAAUCGUGUGUUUAUUUCCUCAGACUGGACCUGGUCUGAGGCACUGACCCUCCAGCCUUUAGACACAAAAACCCGAACUACCACAGCAGCCAAGCGUUUGGUGGCCUCUCUGGAGACAUCUCUGCAAGGUUCCCACAACUCUUUGGACCAGAGACCAAAAUCUGUGCACCAAGCCCAGGCUCAAGGAUCUGCGGAGGAGGCAGAUGAGCAUUUAAAAGAGAUGUAUCAUCGCACUCUGGUAUCCUGGUUUGGAGACAGUCCCUCUGCUCAGCUAGGUCUUCACAGGCUGGUCCGCCUGGGUCUGUCCAUGGGGAAACAGGCUGGGGACUGGUAUGGUCCUGCUGUGGUGGCACACAUCCUCAAGUAAGUCCUUAAGUAACUACCUGAAAGAGUAAUUCUACUUUACGACAUUUCCUUUACAAACUACAUGUUGGAUUUGAAAAGAGGCAAGAAAAUAUAAAGGGCUCUAUUUUCGUGCCCGCUAGCGGUGCAGCGGAGGGUGGCGCCCCGCGCAGUGGUAUUUUUGUCUGGCGCAAAGCCAGUUUGGUAUUUUUGCAGACUGAGGCGCUGUGAUUGUCUUUAUUUGUGGAAAAAUGGUGUUUGUCUUACCAGCGGGUACAACCUUACACACACCAAAUCCCUCUGUGCUUAUUUGAGAGUGUGGAGUACGCCCUCCGCAGCGCUUACAGCGACACUUGAUAAAGGGGGGUGUCUUCUGUCGCCAUCGUGUGGCAUUGCUGUCUUCAUCCAUCUCUUGAUCUCUUCGACUACUGCACGAAAAUUGUAAUACGCCUUGCCGGUGGUGGAUGUAAAGAUAAGCAGAAGAGCUGAUGUGAUUGGUGAAAACAGGUCUCGGCCGUGUUAAACCCACUCCACACCUUCUCUCCUCCCUCUCUACGACUCACGCCGCUGGGAGGAGCCAAGUUAGGGAGGGGGGAUACUUACGCCUGAUUGCGCCGCUCACCAAAACACCAAAGUGUGCUUGGGCAUGCCUUAUCAGCACUGCGGACCUGACUUUCGCCGUGCCUGCACCACGCAAAUAGAGCCCAAAUUCUUAAGAAGCUGUGACCAACCACUGUCUGAUGACUGUCUAGUUAAUUAUCUAAAUCACUUAUCAGACAGUUAAAUGAUCUUGUUUAUAUAAAUAUAACGUUAUUAAUAUUAAAUUUCCCUUCGGGGGUUAAUAAAGUUCUUCUUAUUCUUAUUUUAACCUAACUUCUCCAAAAAGUGAUCAGCAUAAUCGAACUAACUACUUUGACAGAAGGCAUGUUUGAGAAAAAACAUUAUUAUAAUUUUUAUAGUGAAACCAUUUUAACCCUUGAAAUAUUUUGGCUUCACUCCUGGGGACCUAUCAAGCCAUCUAUGUUCAAACACUUAAGGAUGUGAACUUUUAAAACGGCCACCUAUCUCUGGUUAUUUUCUCUCUUUCUCCUCUGUCCCUCCCUUAGGAAAGCUGUUGAAGAAGCGAUGGACCCAGGCUUGGCGGGUAUAACUGCUUAUGUCUCCCAGGACUGUACAGGUAUGAAAGAUGAGCCUGCAGUUGAUGGAACAGGAUACUGGGCACGGCGCCCAAACUGACCCUUCUUUUUCCACCUUCUUUUUGCUGCUGUGAGACUCUGCAGCUGACAAGGGUCUCACCGUGUCUAUUCACCAACAAACCCAUCUGCUAUAAAAACCAAUAACGUCCCACUCCAAACUUUUCCCAGACCCAAUAACGUGGUUUUUGAGACACGUUUGUCUUCUCUAUUGCCAGAGAAUAGAACAGCCAGCAGGAACCAAAUGUUUUGGUGUUUUGUUUUUAACAAAGAUGGAACCAACUCUAUCCACUGCACUUAAGAGGAUGUGAUUAUUUUUUAUGGCUGUCAUAUGAUUGAUUUUUUAACAGCGGUUAAUCAUCUCAUUUUAACUACAUGUUUAAAAUUCUGUGAUUUUGCAUAAAGAAGCAAAUUUAAAGUAUUGUGCACAAUUUGGUUACAGUGGGAAAUGUGUUUUUUGUUCAAUUUCAAGAAAAAAUGUGAGAUUUUCUAAACUGAAAUGACACUGAGGAUGUAUACAAAACCCUCUCUGGCAAAUGGAUCAAGUACGUUUUAAUAAAGUUUAAAUGAUAAAGAAAAAAUCGAACAAAUUUAUUAUUUAUGAAAUUAAAAAAACAUAGUUGAGAGCCACUUUUAAAAAUAACUACACAGAUAUAGAGGAUACAGAGGCUGCCAAAAAUGCCCAAAUAACUGAUGUAACUGAUCAGUAAGUAACUGAUGCCCAAAUAAACAGGUCAGACACAGAGACAGACAGACAGACGACCCAUAUCUGACCUCUGAAUUAUCGAUCCUCUACAGUGUACAGUGCUGAUGUCAUGGAUAGCCACAGGGAACCCAAAGACAGACAGGCCUCCGAUUCUCCACAAAACAACCAACCAGCGCCUCCAUCCAGCCGAGCCGUCAUCAUCCUCGUCCCCGUUCGGCUGGGCGGGGAGAAGACAAACCCAGACUAUUUUAACUUCACAAAGGUGGGGCAUGCAUGUUGUUCUGGUGGCUUCUGAUUUGACUCUGGUAUUUUAUUACAGAAUUAAUACAAACACUCAAGAGUGAUUAUUAUACUAGAAAUAUGAGGAAAAAAUCUGUUUUGAACAUGGGGAGGGAAACUAAAGCAGCUUUUGUAUAUUUGUGUUUUUAGAGCAUACUGAGUCUGGAGUACUGCAUUGGCAUCAUCGGAGGGAAGCCUAAACAGGCCUGCUACUUUGUGGGAUUUCAAGGUUAGUGUUAGCCUAAUGCAGAACAGAGGAAGACACAGAGAGAGGUUGGUGUGACUAAGAUUAUUUUGCAUAAUGUACCCUUCUUAUGAGGAGAGACAAAGUAAGUUAAUGUAUUCCUGUUUGCGUGAGGAAAACGGAGAGGAGUGGAGAUGGAAGCAAGUGAAGCAGGGCUUACUUUAUUCUCUCUGACCCAUCAAAGCCUCGCCCAUUUAUCACAAGUAAACCUCCCAAGUUGUGAGCAGUAAUUGAUUUCCAUAGGAGGCAUGCAUUAAAUUUCAUUCUGGCCCCAAAGUGAGCCACUCUUCAUCACCUUCAGGAGCCAGGAGGAACCUUCAGUUGUACAUCUUGGCAGUCAAUAUUUACGCAUUUACAUUUUACCAAUUUGAAAUACAGUGGUGAAUGAUGUCUAAAUGACAAGCAAUACAUUCUCCCUGCCAGGGCGCAGCUCCGCUCUGCAUUUAUCAUAUGCAAAUGCUCCAAUAUAAUUGCGUGUUUGUAAAAGUAAUUCCCGCACACAAAAAUUAAAUGACAGCCUCUUUUUUGUGUGUAAAGAAUGUUCUUGUACAAAUGCAUCUGAUUAUGCAGAAUUUAAUCCACUCCGGUGGAUAUUAAAAAGCAACAACCUUCUGGGAGGCAUAUUUGACGCACACAAGCCCAACAAUAGGCAGAGCGGGUGACUUUGAGCUACUCUGCAUAGAAAUUGGAGAUAAGCGCGUUUUUGUAAUAAUCCGAUGUUUUUGAAUAACUUGUCUUUUGUUUUGUCCUUGCAGAUGACAGCUUGAUUUACAUGGACCCUCAUUACUGUCAGUCUUUUGUGGAUGUCAGCACCAGCGAUUUCCCUCUCCAGGUAAUGUGAAAUUACACAGACGAGCUGACUGGGGCUCCUGUAAUGUGAAUUUAAUAGUUUCUGUUAGUACUUAAAGGUAUGAAUCUUAUAGUGGCCCUCAGCCCAAUUACACAGUCUCUAUCUGCUGAUUUAUUUGCUGCUCAGAUGUGUGGAGCUGCCACUUCAGAGAAAUACGGCAAAUACUGGAUCAGAUACUGUGAGCGUGAAUAUUUCAGGACCCAUACAUAAAAAAUCGCACAGAGCGCUGUGUAGCAACUUUGUUUUAUGCUUUUGCAUGCAGUGGUAUACAAUGUGACAACACACUGCAGGUGUAAAUUUAUGCUGUGACAGCAGAUGAAUAGGAUUUCCUAUCUCAAAUGAUACAAAAUACAUCUUAGUUGCUGUUGACACUGCCAUGGAGUAUAUGUAUGUCCUGCAGUUGUUGCUCAUCAUGUGACCUGUCAAUUUGAUGAAUAUUUCCUAAUUUGCUUUGUCUUUUUUUUUCCUGUAGUCAUAUCACUGCCCCUCUCCGAAGAAGAUGCCUUUCCACAAGAUGGACCCAAGUUGCACCAUCGGUUUCUACUCAAGAAGUGCUCAGGACUUUGAAAAAAUCAGACAAGAGCUGUCUAAAGUAAGAGAACGAGGACUCCUACUAAACACUUUCUUAAAAACUUUAAUAAUGCUGCCAGUAUUUCAGUUAGUUUUAAUAUGAAGCAUCUGAAUUCAGUUUGAGCACUGAAAUGUGUAGGUAACAUGAUAAAAUUCACCACUAGGUGGCAGCAUUUAGCCAUGAAUCUGAAAUCAUACUUUGCAUCUCAGACCAGUCAACAUGCUGGAGAGACGUUAUGAACCAUGAUGGGUACUACCUAUCAUGCUACUGCUAAAUAGACCCCUUAGAAAUGAUAUAAAAAUAGAUAUGUGUGAGAAUUCAUCAAAUUUGAGUCACUUAAAGUAAGGUCUGUUUGCAAGAUAGACCAAAAUUAAAAUGAGUUAUUUAAAUACCCCUCAUUUCAUCAAAUCAUGAAAUUCAAUGCAAACAGUUUUAAAACAUAAAGUAAUGGUGUAACAAAAGCUCUUCUGUGAAACACUCCUCUGUUGUUGAUCCAGGUGCUGCAGCCGUCAGCGAAGGAGAAAUACCCCGCGUUCACUUUCGUGCAAGGUCACGGCAGAGAUUACGACCUGUCGGCUGGCCUGACCCCGGAGAAGAGAGAGUGGCCCUUCAUCCGUGACCCGCGGAGGACGGUGACCACUGCCGGAGACUUUGUGCUGCUUUGACAGCGCUGUUCAGAACUACUACUGACAGGGAACUUCUUAUAAUGAAUCAAACUGCUUCAUAUCCAAAACCUUGAGACUGAGCCUGUUGUGACACUGAAGGUUAAGGAACUUUUUUUAAACACCCUGGAAACUUUUCAGACUUUUAUUUGUUACCUUGUAAUAUGAGUUUCCAGAGCAUUUUCACAGGAAACUUUGGGACACUUUAUUGUGCGUUUUUUUUCCUGUGUAAUUCAACAACUUUUUUUAACCUCUUAAGAAAUGAGGAACGUCAAGAUAAAUCCUCAUCAUUAUCUGUUAUUUUUAUGGACUUGCACCUUAGAUAAUGUAGCAUUUUUAAACAUGAUGAGCAUUUGCAUGACUGUCAGUGCCAUUCAACAGUAGAAGUGAAGACAUUAAUAAAUGUAGCCCUGCCAACAGAGCCACACCUACAGUAUUUAGACUGUGUGCAGGUUAGGGUUUGACUAAAGCAGUACUGUAAAAGCAUGAAUCAUUAAGCUUUAAGGUCUACCUGAAGUGUAUUUUCAGUAACUCCUCCAAACGUCUCAGCCAAAACAACAGAAGCACAUGAGACACAUGCUUUGAAGCAAACUUUGUUUAUAAUGUUGCCAAAAUUCAUUUCUACUUACACUUGAACUCCUUUUCUUUCUCUAUGCAAUAAUCGAUGACACUUUAGCCUGAUAAUAUGUCUGUUUGCUUGCUGUAGUGUGUAUUUUGAGUUGAAUGAAGUUUGACUGAGUUGUGUGACGCAGGAUGAAACCUGGUGCUAUAAUUUCACUCAGCAUUAUCUCUGAAGAACAAUAAAAAAACACUUUGAGAUUCAGGGAAUAGAAAGGUACUGUCAAGUUGAUUUUUUUAAACAGUAGAAAUCAGUAACUAAUGACGUAUUAACCCUCUACAGCAAUAUUUAUUUUGUAAUGUGCUAUAUGAAAUUAACAGUUUGUUUUCUUUUAAUUUCCUGCAGGAUUAUUCAUUAACAUAAAAAAAUGUAAAAUUAUUUUUAACACCGAAAGACAAAAAGUUGAAUAAAGUCAAAAUGUUUGACUUUGUUAA
This is a messenger RNA of Xyrichtys novacula (pearly razorfish), 10337 nucleotides long. NCBI's taxonomy places the organism in Eukaryota, Metazoa, Chordata, Actinopteri, Labriformes, Labridae. The record is from the annotation of a GenBank genome assembly.